This is a messenger RNA of Talpa occidentalis (Iberian mole), 3660 nucleotides long. RefSeq names its product serine peptidase inhibitor Kazal type 5 (gene SPINK5). Gene Ontology annotation, molecular function: protein binding. The record is from RefSeq and is a predicted model, not a curated record. Bases 33 to 3380 code for a protein of 1115 amino acids. The transcript has 36 exons. Lineage: Eukaryota; Metazoa; Chordata; Mammalia; Eulipotyphla; Talpidae.
CAGGCUGGUAACCAACUUUCAUCAUCUUCAGCAUGAAGAUAGCCACUGUGCCAGUGCUUCUGACGCUGGCUCUUUGCCUCGUACAAGAUGCUGCCAGUCAGGAUGAAAAUCAGGAAGCAUGCGAUGAAUUUCUGCCAUUGAUGGAAAAUGGACAAUUGAUCUGUUCCCAAGAUAAAAGCCUUUCCCAAAGCCCUAAAGGAAUAACAUCCCUCAACAAAUGUGCUACCUGUAAAAGCAUAUUGGAAAACAUAGUGAAAUCCCAGAAACAGGCGAGGCAUUUAACAAGAGACACCAGGGAUACUGCUCCAGCAAAGGAUGUAUGUAGUGAUUUUCGACCCUAUGUGAAGGAUGGAAAACUUGGAUGCACAAGGGAAAAUGACCCAGUUGUUGGUCCUGAUGGGAAGACCCACGGCAAUAAGUGUGCAAUGUGUGCUGAGCUGUUCUUAAAAGAAGCUGAAGAAAAUGCCAAGCAAGAGAGUGAAAACAGAAUUCAACGAAGUGCUGCAAAGGAUCUUUGCAAGGAAUAUGAAAACCAAGUGAAGGAUGGAAAACUUUAUUGUACACGGGAAAGCCAACCAGUUCGGGGCCCUGAUGGCAGGCUGCAUGGCAACAAGUGUGCCAUGUGUGCUGAAAUUUUCAAACAGCGUGUUACAAGAGAGAAAAAUAACGAGGAAGGAAAUAUGCGAAAUAUUGACCAAAAAGAUAAAGCUAAAAGAGAAAUUGAGGCAGUGUGCAGCAAAUACCGCAAUUUGAGGAUGAACGGGCAGCUUCCGUGCACCAGAGAAAAAGACCCCGUCAAAGGCCCUGACGGGAAGAUGUACGGCAAUGAGUGCUCCAUGUGUGACGCCUUCUUUAAACAAGAAGAUGCAGCAAGACCAAAGGCUAAAAGACAAACAAUAGAGGAUUUGUGCAGUGAAUUUCGCAGUCACGUGAGGGAUGGCAAGCUUAGUUGCACCAAGGAGAACGCACCUGUCCGUAGUCCAGAUGGCAAAAUGCAGGGAAACAAGUGCAUCAUGUGUGCGAACCUCUUCCAGCAAGAAGCAAAGGAGAAAAGAGAAGCUGAAUCCAGAGCAAAAGCAAAGAGAGAAGCUGACAAGGAUGUGUGCGAUGACUACCGCCGCUUUGCGGUGAAUGGAAGAAUCCCGUGUGUCAGGGAGGGCGACCCCAUCCGGGGCCCUGAUGGGAAGAUGUAUGACACCACUUGCUACAUGUGUCAGGCCAUCAUACUCACAGAAUAUGAAAAGAAAAACUUGAAUGGCAGAGCAGUAAAUAAAAGACAGUCUGACUCAGUGACUUCCUUUGAGGAAGUGUGCAGCAAAUACCGCGAAUUGAGGAGGAAUGGGGGGCUUGGGUGCACCAGAGAGGACAACCCCAUGAGAGGCCCUGACGGGAAGAUGUAUGGCAAUGAGUGCUACAUGUGUGACGCCUACUUUAAACAAGAAGAUGCAGCAAGACAGAAAAGACAAACAACAGAGGCAGUGUGCAGCAAAUACCACGAAAUGAGGAGGAAUUGGGGGCUUGGGUGCACCAGAGAGGACGACCCCGUGAGAGGCCCUGACGGGAAGAUGUAUGGCAAUGAGUGCUACAUGUGUGACGCCUUCUUUAAACAAGUAGACAGAGCAAGACCAAAGGCUAAAAGACAAACAACAGAGGAUUUGUGCAGUGAAUUUCGCAGCCACGUGAGGGAUGGGAAGCUUAGUUGCACCAGGGAGAGCGACCCUGUUCGUGGUCCAGAUGGCAAAAUGUAUGGAAACAAGUGCGCCCUGUGCGUGAGCCUCUUCAAACUGGAAGUAGAGAAGAAAAAUAAUGAUGAAAACGAAAAGGAGAAUGCUGAGGCUGAGAAAGUCAAGAGAGAAGCAGUUCAGGAGCUGUGCAGUGAAUACCGUAAUUACAUAAGGGAUGGUCGCCUUCCCUGCACCAGAGAGAAUGACCCCAUCAAGGGCCCAGAUGGGAAGAUGCACGGCAACACCUGCUCCAUGUGUGAAGCCUUCUUCCAGCAAGAAGCAAAGGAGAAAAAAGAAGCUGAAUCCAGAGCAAAAGCGAAGAGAGAAGCUGACAAGGAUACAUGUAGUGAGUUUCGGCGCCUUCUGCAAAAUGGAAAUCUUUUCUGCACAAGAGAAAAUGAUCCUGUACGUGGCCCUGAUGGCAAGACCCAUGGCAACAAGUGUGCCAUGUGCAAAGCAAUCUUCCAGAAAGAAGAUGAAGAAAAGAAAAGAAAAGAAGAGGAAGAUCAGAGAAAUGCCAAGGAGCACGGUGCCAGUGGUGGAGGAGGAGGGAAAGCUCAGGACCAAUGUGCUGAGUAUCGGGAAACUAUGAAAAAUGGCAAACUCAGCUGUACUCGGGAGAGUGAUCCUGUACGUGAUGCUGAUGGCAAAUCGUAUAACAAUAAGUGCACCAUGUGUAAAGAAAUACUACAAAAAGAGCAAGAGGAAAAAAACAAGCAUUCUGGCAGUAGAUCAAAUAGGACUGAAUCAGCAUCGAGAAAGGAUGAAUGUGAUGAGUUUAGAUCUCAAAUGAAAAAUGGACAACUCAUCUGCACCAGGGAAAGUGACCCUGUCCGGGGUCCGAAUGGCAAGACACAUGGCAAUAAGUGUGCUUUGUGUAAAGAAAAAUUGGAACGGGAAGCAGCUGAAAAAAAAAAGAAAGAGGAAGACUCAAGACACACAGGAGAUAAGAGCAAUGAUCAGUGUCAUGAAUUCCGGAGCUUGGUGAGAGAGGGAAAGCUUAUCUGCACUAGAGAAAAUAAUCCGAUUCGGGGUCCAUAUGGCAAGAUGCACGUCAACAAGUGUGCCAUGUGUCAGAGCAUCUUUGAACGAGAAGCUAAUGAAAGAAAAAAGAAUGAAGAAGGAACAUCAAGUGCCAGGCCCUCAAAUGAUGCAAAGGACCAGUGCAGAGAGGCCCGGAACCUGGCGGAGGACGAGAAGGUUAGACAGUCUAAGCGUUCCUUGGCCUCCAUCACCAGCAUUAGUCCAGAUGAGUGCAGUAGCUUCCGGGCAUCCAUGAAGAAUAAUGAGCUGCUGUGCACUCGCGAGAAUGACCCGUUGCGGGGAGCAGACGGAAAGCUGUACAAAAACAAGUGCUACAUGUGCAGAGCUGCCUUUCAAAAAGAAGCCAGUGAAAAGCUAUCCCACCCUAGGUCUUCUGAAGAGGAAAUCAGCCCAGGUGCCCCCAAUUCUGUGGACUCUGAUAUGUGCAAAGGCUACCGAAUAUUGCCCAAGAUGGGUUACCUUUGCCCAAAGAAUUUAGAUUAUGUCUGUGGUGAAGAUGGCCAAACAUACAGCAAUCCCUGCUUGCUUUGUCAUGAAAACCUGCUACACCAAACUGACAUACGCAUACGCAGUAAAGGGCAAUGUGUGGAGACCAGCACCAAGGGAAAAUGAUACAAGAAUUGGAAAAAACCAUGAGGGAAAUCGUACACCCCAAUUCUGAAUCUCCUACUUUCACCACCUGAACAUAGAAAUAAUUCUUCAGAGAUCAUCUUAUUUACUAGAGAAACAAUCACAUAGCAGUUGGGGGAAUGGACUCACUGACUUUCAGUCUUUUCCAUCUAUUUCCUUCUAGAUUCCUCCUAGAAUCCAGCGGCAUCUAAACCCAGUGUACACUUUGGAAACCUCCUGAUCAAAAUAUUGUCUGUUCAAAUGGUUGUUCAAUAAAAGUAAA